UCUCUCUCUCUCUCUCUCUCUCUCUCUCUCUCUCUCCCAUAAAUGCAGUGACACUUGCAUUCUGUGUGUGCAUGCGUGUUUGUCGGAUAGAGAGAGAGUCGAAAUAGAAAGUGAAGGAGUGGGGGGGAGAGAGGGAGAGAAAGAAAAGGAGGUGGAGUGUGUGAGUUUAAGCUAACUACUCACAGAAAAGAAUAAGAAAAUUGAAGUAGCCGCCAUAUGCUGUGGAUUUUUGUGAAUGCCUUGCUGAGAAGACACGCUUGUUUUUUUCGGCGGAUCCUAAAAUGGGAAGCUCUCAUUUGCUGAACAAAGGCUUGCCUUUAGGCAUCAGGCCUCCCAUAAUGAAUGGGCCCAUGCACCCUCGUCCUCUGGUGGCACUGCUGGAUGGGAGGGACUGCACAGUUGAAAUGCCCAUCCUGAAGGAUGUGGCCACAGUGGCCUUCUGUGAUGCCCAGUCCACUCAGGAGAUUCAUGAGAAGGUAUUAAAUGAAGCAGUGGGUGCUCUCAUGUACCACACCAUCACCCUGAUGAGGGAAGACUUGGAAAAGUUCAAAGCACUUCGUAUAAUUGUCCGCAUUGGGAGUGGUUUCGAUAAUAUCGACAUAAAGUCUGCUGGCGACUUAGGCAUAGCCGUUUGUAACAUGCCAGCAGCUUCAGUUGAGGAGACUGCAGACUCCACCAUGUGCCACAUCCUCAACCUGUACCGACGCACCACCUGGCUGCACCAGGCUCUCCGGGAGGGCACACGGGUCCAGAGUGUAGAGCAAAUCCGUGAAGUCGCAUCUGGGGCGGCCCGAAUCAGAGGAGAGACACUAGGGAUCAUUGGUCUAGGGCGUGUUGGACAGGCGGUGGCUCUUAGGGCCAAAGCAUUUGGCUUUAACGUGAUCUUCUACGAUCCAUACCUGUCUGACGGGAUGGAGAGAGCCCUGGGGCUGCAGAGAGUCAACACAUUACAGGACCUGCUCUUCCACAGCGACUGCGUCACCCUGCACUGCAGUCUGAAUGAGCACAACCACCAUCUCAUCAACGACUUCACCAUCAAACAGAUGCGUCAAGGUGCAUUCCUAGUGAACACUGCACGUGGAGGUCUGGUGGAUGAGAAAGCUCUGGCCCAGGCUCUAAAAGAGGGAAGAAUACGGGGAGCAGCCCUGGACGUCCAUGAGACAGAGCCCUUCAGUUUUAGCCAGGGUCCUCUUAAAGAUGCUCCCAACCUGAUCUGCACCCCCCACGCUGCCUGGUACAGCGAGCAGGCCUCCAUUGAAAUGAGGGAGGAGGCGGCGCGGGAGAUCCGUCGAGCUAUUACCGGUCGCAUUCCAGACAGUCUAAAGAACUGCGUGAACAAAGAGUUCCUCACACAGACCACGCACUGGGCUGGCAUGGACCCUGCCGUUGUUCAUCCAGAACUCAAUGGAGCCUAUAGGUACCCCCCAGGUGUAGUAAGCCUUGCCUCAGGGGGCCUCCCUCCGCCCGUGGAGGGCAUCAUGCCAAGUACCGUGCCCAUAACCCACAGCUUGCCCUCUGUGGCCCACCCUCCACAUGCCCCCUCGCCUGGUCAAACCGGCAAACCUGAACCUGAUAGAGAGCAGCACCCCAACGAACAGUUGUAGCCCUGUACUUCAAAGUUUCUUUACCACUAUAGAACUCUCCUGGUCCUUCUUUACCCCAAAGAAGAUGAGCGGAAACAGGCUCCCAGGCUCAGAACCAGCCACUAAAAACACAACCACGAUUCUGAAGUAGCCAACUCUUUGACUGAAGGUGGUGAACUGUGCUCUUUGAAGUAUCCAGUUUAAGAAAAAAUAAAAAAUCUUGUGAUUUUAACACAAAGUAAACUUCUCCCUAAGGCAAAUCCUGCUGUUUUAGAUUGUAGUUUGUCCAAGUGCAGUGGGCAAUCUUUUAUCUGUUAUUUUGUCUGUCUAAUGGGUUUCAUUGUUAAAACAACAGUAGCUAUUACAUGAAUGUAACCUGUUUGUGUACAGUUUUUGGAACAUGAUCAAUGGUUUGUAGAAAAAAAAAAACAAAUAAAAACCCCGCAUUGAAGUGAUAAUUCACCCAAAAUGAAAAUUCUGCCAUUAUAUACUCACACUUGUGUUGAUCCAAACCUGUAUGACUUCCUUUCUUCCAUGCAACACAAAAGUAUGACAAAGAGCAGCGUACCCAUUUUCCCAAAUUUUUCCCUAUGUUCCAUAUGGGGGGAAAGUCAUACGGGUCACACAGGGUCGUAUGGGUUUGGAUGGCAUCAGGAUGAGGAGUUUUCAUUUUUGGGUGAACUAACCCUUUAAGGGAGGCAUCAUACCACCUAAUAAUAGAUACAACAUAAAGUGUAUUAGUUUCACUUGUUUGAUUUUAAAAGUCCCAAAAGAGGUGGGAUUUGCACACCCUCUCAGGAAAAUGUAUUUUCCCCCACCCUUCAUUUUAAAUUAAGUCACAUAGUGCAUUGUUUUUUUUUUUGUUUUUUUUUUACCCAUUUGUCAAACUCAGUACAGUACUUUGAACAACUACACUCAGUAUGGUUUUUAUUUUUGGAGCAUGUAUUACCUUAUGUGAUAAAGGUUAAAAACUAAAACAGAAACAUUUUCAGUUUUUGGACAAAAAGUAAAAAAAAAAAAAAAAAGUCUUGUGCAAAGCUGGUGUAAUCCUUGCCUGUUUGUGUGUGACUUGAUUGUACCGUGUUUUUUUUUUUUUUUCAUUUUUUUUUUUUUUAUUU
This is a messenger RNA of Myxocyprinus asiaticus (Chinese sucker), 2701 nucleotides long. RefSeq names its product C-terminal-binding protein 1. The record is from RefSeq and is a predicted model, not a curated record. The transcript has 9 exons. The coding region runs from base 282 to 1604 and encodes 440 amino acids. Gene Ontology annotation, molecular function: transcription corepressor activity; oxidoreductase activity, acting on the CH-OH group of donors, NAD or NADP as acceptor; NAD binding. Lineage: Eukaryota; Metazoa; Chordata; Actinopteri; Cypriniformes; Catostomidae.